GGGUGCAGUGACAGCUGGAGUGAAAAGGGAAGGCAGAGAUCUGCCCUGGCUCUCCUGUUCUUACCAAGCCCCACUGAGGUGUUUGGAAGACACCAAUGGCGGCCUGGUCAGUUUGGACGGUUGGAUGUUUGGUGGUGGCGGUGCUUGUUGUCACUGCAGUGCAAGUCAGUGGGAAUGAGGAGUCUAAGCUGAUAGCUGAUAAGUUCAAGAACUACAACAAGAACAUUCGGCCAGCGAGGCACACUGAAGAUAAAGUGCAGGUUCAGGUCAAACUGACCCUAACCAACCUCAUCUCACUGAACGAGAAGGAGGAGACGCUGACCACCAACGUGUGGAUUGAAAUUCAAUGGAAUGAUUACCGUCUGGCAUGGAACACCUCGGACUAUCAUGAUAUCAGCCUGAUCCGCGUGCCAUACAACACUGUGUGGCUGCCAGACAUAGUGCUGGAGAACAACAUUGAUGGUAAAUUUGAUGUAGCGUAUUACGCUAACGUGCUGAUCUACAGUGAUGGCUCCAUGUACUGGUUGCCUCCAGCCAUCUACCGCAGUACCUGUGCCAUAGAGAUCACCUACUUCCCGUUCGACUGGCAAAACUGCACACUGGUAUUCAGGUCUCAGACGUACAGCGCCAAUGAGAUUGACAUGAUCUUGGCUAUUGAUGGAGACACUCAGAAACCCAUUGAGUGGGUGGACAUUGACCCAGAGGCCUUCACUGAAAACGGAGAGUGGGCCAUCAAGCAUCGACCAGCACGCAAACUGACCAACACACGCUACUCUCCUGAUGACCUGGAGUACCAGGAAGUUUAUUUCAACCUCAUCAUCCAGAGAAAACCUCUCUUCUACAUCAUCAACAUAAUCCUACCCUGCGCCCUCAUCUCCUCACUGGUUGUUUUGGCCUAUUUUCUCCCUGCUCAGGCUGGAGGUCAGAAGUUGACGGUAUCUAUCUCAGUUCUCCUGGCUCAGACUGUCUUCCUUAUUUUGGUUUCUCAGAAGGUCCCAGAAACCUCUCUUUCAGUACCUCUCAUUGGCAAGUACCUGAUCUUCGUCAUGUCUGUGACCACGCUUAUCGUCACCAACUGCAUAGUCGUUCUAAACUUCUCCCUCCGUAGCCCCAACACACACACCAUGUCCCGCACCCUCAAACACAUUUUUCUCGAAGUAGUCCCUCGUUUCCUGGGCAUGGCCCCACUGGUGGAUGAAAGUGAGGAGGAUGGGAUAGGGGCAGUGAGGGAGAGGAGGCGCAGCUCGUUUGGUCUGAUGCAGCGGGCAGAGGAGUACGUCCUGAAGCAGCCGAGGAGUGAGAUGAUGUUCGACAAGCAGAGAGAGAGACAUGGACUCACCAGAUCUUUUGUGGACACUAUAGAUGUGAGCAGCACAGCCACUCUGUAUAAGAGUCUGGCUCAGGCAGCACCAGAGAUUAAAGAGUGUGUGGACGCCUGUAACUUCAUCGCUGAGAGCACCAGACAACAGAAUGAUAUUGGCUCGGAGAUGGAAAGCUGGGUGCUGAUUGGAAAGAUGGUUGACAAAGUUUGUUUCUGGGCGGCCAUCUUGCUCUUCUCCAUUGGAACGGUGGCCAUCUUUCUCAUGGGUCAUUUCAACCAGGUGCCGGAGUACCCUUUCUACUGGGAGAAAAAGAAAUACGUUCCUGAAUAGAGGAGCCAAACCCAGCUGUGUCUGAGAGAGAGGGAGAUAAACAAAAAAAUUAUAUGAAUAGAAAAAAAAGAGAGAAGGGGAAACAGAGGGAGAGAUACACAGAAAAUGAGCAGUUUAAGCUUAUUGAGAGUGUGAUCUGUGCAUCCAUAUAACAUUUAGAACUCCAUAACUCUCCACACACCAUGGGUUAGAAGUUUGAGCCUGAGUGCAGUUCUCUAUUCAUAAAAACUCACUCCCCACCUGCACUAGAAAAAAAGCCUUUAUUGGAAAUGGAAAUAAAGGAUCUUAUAAUAAAUGGAGGCUUUCACUUUGCUGUCAGGAACAAGGGCAUUAUGUUCUUCAUGUUCUUUACCUUUACCUACACUAAAAAAGGUUAAUGAUUGGCCACCCUGCUGGCUCUCUGAAUACACUUCAACUAGUUUAAAAGGCAGCAUUACAUGUAAUCACUAUAAAGAGAAUGCCUGAGUAUCUUGUUUCAGACUUAUUGAGUCUAUGCUGGCUUUCACAUUAGUUGUAGGGUCUAGCUUAUGAUAUUUAAAGCUCUAAGCAGCAGUUUCCCAGGCAGGGAUUAAACCCAGUCUUGGACUACACAGAAUUAUAAAUGAAGAUUUAAAUAGUCUACAACCAGACGCUGGAAUGUCAAAUGUCAUGUGACAAGUUUUGUAUCGCUUGUCUGACAGUUAUGGACUGAUACUAGCCAUCACACUGUCCACUGUGGGUGGUAUUGGCUUCUAUUACUCAUUCCCAGUACUCAUAUGACACUGUGGGUCAAUGAAUGUGAAAUUUACCCAUAAGACUAUCAAACUUUAGCCUCCCUUGCAAAAUAACACCUCACAACUUACACAGAUGAGGGCAUCCCCAAGCUGUCCCCUGAGGUAACAGUUCAUGAAUAAUUUACAUACUGUUGUCCCAUGACAUUUGGCAUGUCAGUGUAUGUGGGGGUCCUUUAAAUGUCGUUCAUCUUUAGCCCUAUCCCAAUGGGAUUAGUUUCUCAGUGGGUCUUGGGGUAAUUUUCUCUUUUAUGGGGGGUCCUCUGUGACUUUAUUUUAUUUGUCCACUGCUGUGCAACGUAAUUACACUUUGGGUGCGCGUUUCCACGGAGAUCCAUGUAAACACAACAGCAAGUGGAAAUGGAGGAGCUACUGAACGCGAUGUCCUCCUGUUUUUACAAUUGCUGUCCGGAUGCAAGAGUUUUAUCACUAAGCAGAAGUGUGAAAUAUUUUUCCCCCUGAGAAACUAAUCCCAUCCUGAUAGGGCUUUAGUCUCAUUUACAAAGAUGCCUUUUAAGAACCAUUUAUUUAAAGGUUCUUUAGUGGCAAGGUUCUCAAAGUGGGGUCCAUUAGGUUCAGUCAGUGGGUCCACACUUUUUUUGUGUCUUGUAGUAUCACAUGUUGUUGUUGUGAGGUUGCGAGGAGCUUGCUGUAUCCCAUGUGAUUGCUAGGGUUCCAUUAGAAAGCUCCAACUAAGCCUGUCAUAAUAGCUAUUUUUGUCUGAACAAUAUUGUGUUCCAGGAAUAACUGUUUUAACCAAUAAUAUAAUUUAAGAUAAUUUUAUGUCAAUAGCAAUAUUAUAAUACAAUAGCAGAAUAAUGCAAUAACAUCCUUUUAUAGUGAACUCUAGGGUUGGGCAGAGGUGGGGCCAUUUGAAAUGUUUUGUUUGUUCCAUUAGCUGGCUAAUGCAAAAAUUACAUCAUGUCUUUAUUAAUUAGCUUACCCAUCAGUGGUUAUGUUAGCUGCCAGGAAUUUCGUUAUUGCUGCAGGGGAUUUCUAAUGGUUGCGAAAUUAUGUGUGUGGUCAUUAAAAAAUCCUCCACAUAAAGUAAAGGUUCUAUUCCAGAGACAUGAAAAAUAAUUGAAGCAAAUAUUCAAAUCAUGUAUCAUUGAAUACCCUCUUACUUUUAACUGUUAAGGACCUACAGGAAUUUUACAUGUGAGUAAACUGGCUAAUUGAGAAAUUCUGUCUUAGUAACUGGAGAUGAGAUUGAGCGUAAACCCCUUGUUCCUUUAAGUUCAGUGAUAAGCCUCUGUUUAACAUCAAGCUCUUUUGUCCAGCCCUGGUUCAGGUGAAUUCAGUUCCCACAAACAUGGUUCUCAUUUUCAGAUGCUUCUGAAGGCCUUUAUUAUCUGGGUCAACUCUGAUAGGAACGAAAGGAGUGGACCUGAGGACUGCUGCAUUACAUUAUAUGCAGGUUUAUUAAACUUAAAAACAAACAAACAAAAAAGGUUUCUUCACAUUCAUGCAGCUUAGUUACUUUCAAAAAUUGUUCUUUAAAUAAUUGUUUAUCAGUUCUGUGGGUCUCCUGGAAAAAGAUUAACAGUAGGUAAUGUCUCAUAGCAGAAGACCCAUUUUGACACUGUCGUUUUAUAAUUAGUGUAAUUGUAUUGUUCUGUUAUUGUGUGCUUUAUUAACAAUUAAUUUAAAUAAAAUAAACUAAAAGAU
Astyanax mexicanus (Mexican tetra) is the source of this 4090-nucleotide messenger RNA. RefSeq names its product cholinergic receptor, nicotinic, epsilon (gene chrne). The record is from RefSeq and is a predicted model, not a curated record. Gene Ontology annotation, biological process: monoatomic ion transmembrane transport; nervous system process; regulation of membrane potential. Bases 96 to 1652 code for a protein of 518 amino acids. NCBI's taxonomy places the organism in Eukaryota, Metazoa, Chordata, Actinopteri, Characiformes, Acestrorhamphidae. Gene Ontology annotation, molecular function: acetylcholine-gated monoatomic cation-selective channel activity; transmembrane signaling receptor activity. The transcript has 12 exons. Gene Ontology annotation, cellular component: synapse; neuron projection; postsynaptic membrane.